Molecule: messenger RNA, 279 nt
Organism: Aspergillus tanneri
Lineage: Eukaryota; Fungi; Ascomycota; Eurotiomycetes; Eurotiales; Aspergillaceae
Exons: 2
Coding region: 1-279 (92 amino acids)
Source: RefSeq, a predicted model, not a curated record
AUGUCACACGAGCGCAAUACUACCAUAGGUACAGAAUCAAGUCCCUCGUUUCUCACCCGGAAGCAACGCAUCCGCCCAUCCCCGUCCAUCACCAAUGUCCUCCUGACUACCACCCUAUCUCUGAACCCCCCCAACCCAAACCACGCCCAGCACCACCAAUCUCGCCCCGAACCUCGAGUGUGCCGCGUUCUUUCAAUCCGGCAACCACACCCGGGUAUCCGGAUGGACAUCCACGAAACACUGCUCCAGACCCACUCUGGUCUCCGUGUCCAGCGGUGA